UUUUUUUUGAUCACUAAAUUUCAAUCAUAUAAUGUGCUCAAGUUUUCUAGGCCUUAUUAUUUUGUUGACUUUUGCGACCAACUAUGGAUUGGGUUUCACCUAUGGUGUUCCCAGUGUUGGCCGUAAACUAUUGCAAGACUGUUUAUUGUCCGGUGGAAGAGAUAAUAUAUAUUUAAAUGAAGAAAUACCCCAAUCUAAACCUAUAUUAUUCAAGCACAAGAUUCCUACGGACGUACAAUUUUUUUCAGUCAGAAAACCAAGUAGGAAAUCUGUGUGCAGUUUUGAAAUGCUUUUUCAUCUACCACCCUUAUAUGUGAUAGGUGUAAGAAUUCCAACCACUCCUGUUAUAGUUUCUACCAACAAUUUGACGGUAGAAUAUGAUAGGAAAGGACUAACCGUAGUUGUACAAAGAGUAUUACCCGAUAUCGGAGGCUAUAGAAGAUUUAAAUUUUAUGUUAGAAAUUUAGCGAAUUCGAGAAUUCUUAGUAUAGUCUUUGAGGUUAAUUAA
This is a messenger RNA of Gordionus sp. m RMFG-2023, 508 nucleotides long. RefSeq lists its product as uncharacterized. Lineage: Eukaryota; Metazoa; Nematomorpha; Gordioida; Chordodea; Parachordodidae. The record is from RefSeq and is a predicted model, not a curated record. The transcript has 5 exons. The coding region runs from base 32 to 508 and encodes 158 amino acids.